This is a messenger RNA of Aphidius gifuensis, 462 nucleotides long. RefSeq lists its product as uncharacterized. The coding region runs from base 129 to 404 and encodes 91 amino acids. Gene Ontology annotation, biological process: cellular response to amino acid stimulus; positive regulation of TORC1 signaling. The transcript has 4 exons. The record is from RefSeq and is a predicted model, not a curated record. Gene Ontology annotation, molecular function: guanyl-nucleotide exchange factor activity. Lineage: Eukaryota; Metazoa; Arthropoda; Insecta; Hymenoptera; Braconidae. Gene Ontology annotation, cellular component: lysosome; Ragulator complex; cytoplasm.
UCAACUAAAAAAUCAUAGUCAAAACAAUAACAUUUAUUUCCUUAUCUACUUGAUAAAUAACGUCUAAAUAAUUAUCAAUUAUAUUUAUCAAUUAAUAAUAUUGAAUACAAUUUUUUACAACAAUUAUCAUGGAACGACAAAUUGACAAAACACUUGAAGAUGUGAAAAAUAUGCCAGGUGUUACUGGUUGUCUAAUUGCUGAUAGAUCUGGUCUUUGUCUUGGUUCAAAAGGAAAUGUAUCAAGUGAAUGUGCUGGAAUGAUUGCAGCAAUAAUUAAUCAAGCAUCAAAAUUAGAACCAGGUUUAGAUUCACCAGUUGUUUUAUUUGAAAAUGAGACAAGACAAUGUAUAAUACAACGUGAUGGAUUAGUAACUGGUGCUGUGUUCAAGGAUACGUCUCAAUGAAAAUCAUUACACCUUCUCGAAUUAUCAAAUUUUACAAUGGAAUUUUAAUUACAACAAC